This is a messenger RNA of Mercenaria mercenaria, 3714 nucleotides long. RefSeq names its product lysyl oxidase homolog 3-like. The transcript is spliced from 13 exons. The record is from RefSeq and is a predicted model, not a curated record. NCBI's taxonomy places the organism in Eukaryota, Metazoa, Mollusca, Bivalvia, Venerida, Veneridae. The coding region runs from base 93 to 2207 and encodes 704 amino acids. Gene Ontology annotation, cellular component: membrane.
UCUGUUUUUGGAGGAAGUUUGAAAACACUUAUCAAAUGUAGAUAAUAAGCUUUUAAACUUCCGUUUUUACACUUUUCCGUUUAAAACUGAAAAUGCUUGGAAGUAUUUUAAUUUUCAUAGAUAUAUUUCUUUAUUGCAAAGGUAUCAAUGUUUACUUAGCCGGGUAUCAUGCUAGAAAUUACGGCAGAGUGGAAAUAUAUACAAAUAAUAUGAGAGGGACAAUCUGUGACGAUAGCUGGGACAAUGCCGAUGCAAGAGUAGUUUGCAGACAGCUUGGUCUUCCGACGUCCUAUGCUACAGCCUUGAGUUCUGCCAAGUUGGGUCAAGGCUCUGGGCCAAUCUGGAUGGAUGAUGUAAAGUGUCGUGGAACAGAAAGCAAAAUUGAAUCCUGCAGCUUUCCAGGAUAUGGAAAACACAACUGUGGUCAUGGCGAAGAUGCUGCCGUUUUAUGCCAAGGGACUUAUAUUUCCAUAUAUUUCGGCGGUAACCAUGGAACAAACUUUGGAAGGGUUCAGAUAGUAACUGGAAGAAAUACGUCAAUCGGUACAGUGUGUGACGAUGAAUGGGACGAACAAGAUGCAGCUGUUGUUUGUCGACAACUUGGACAUCCUACGUUAAACGCGAGGCCAAUGUCAGGUGCAUACUUUGGUAUUGGAACGGGACUUAUAUGGCUGGACAAUGUUAACUGUAGAGGCACUGAAGCAAAUUUGUACUCGUGUUCUAAAAAUAGUUUGGGACAUCAUGACUGUGGACAUAAAGAGGACGCUGGUGUAAUAUGUGGAUAUGAUCUCAAAGUUCGCUUAAAAAAUAUAGAGGUCAUCGGAAACAACAACAGAGACGGGAUGAUUCAAAUUAAGUUUAAAGGCCAUUGGGUCAACGUCAGAUUUGGAGCACUUACUACAAAUGAACAAGCAGUUCUCUGUCGACAACUUGGAUUCAAAACUACAAAUACAUCAAGAAAUGUUUACAAAGUGAAAAAUGAGAGUGUGUUUUUCAAGAACGCACAAAUGGUAACGUCUGUCAAAUGUAACGGAAAUGAGACAAACGUUGGUCACUGUCAAUUCACUGUGACAGAUUCGGGUGUAGUUUAUAAUCCAUCAGGUUUCAAUGACGCUAAUACCGCAACAUACCUUGUUUGCGGAGAAACCGGAAUGGGUAAAUUGAAAUUCCUCAAUAGUUCCCAAACAGUUGACCAAGUUAUUGUCAAAAGCGGUGUUCCAGCAGAUCUUGUUUGUGUUGCCGGUCCAUCAAUACCAAGACAGGCCAUCAGAUGGAAUCUUAUUUCUGAAUCCAAUGUCACCGAAACCUAUCAGAUGAGUAAUAUAGGGAAAUUUUUGACAAUAUCUACAUUAACCUUUAUCCCUGAUGUCGGAAAACAUAAUGGUUCAACUAUAUCUUGUCAUCUUCAAUCUACAUAUGGUGCCCUCAGAUUUGUAUCGGAAAGUGUAAGAAUCUUCGUUGGAGUUGCUGUGACGGAAGUGUCCAUACACAAUAGCCGACAAAGUGUAUCGUUUGGAGAUACGAUAAAUUUGUCUUGUAUCACUUCGUUCAGUGACCCUGUUCCAACAGUUCAGUGGUUUAUCAAUAACAACCAUUCGAUGUCGUCUUCAAGGGAAACUGUGUUCACUGACAGACAGACAAAUCUCUCCCAGAUUGUUAGCGAACUGAAUUUUACUGUAAAUGAUACCUCGUCAACAUCUGUUGGUUUCCACUGUGAGGCUUUUAAUAUUCCUUCAGUGAACAGCGUGGAAUCUUCAGUGGUCGUCAUUUUAAUCACACCGUCCUCAGUAGAAAGUACAACUACAGAUAACUCAAUGGCAGAUAAUUCCACAUUACUAUCAACCGGAGACAUGUCUGAAGCAAGAGACAUACCAAUAUAUACAUACUUAACAAUCUCUCUUGGCUCAGCGGUCUUCUUCAUAUGUGUUGUUAUCAUAGUAGCCUUAGUCUUGAGGAUUAAAAGAAUACAGGCCGGAAAUCAGAGGCAAAAUAGUUCAGUGGACAAUGAUAAAAGACGGCGCUUGCCUCCACCUUUAGAUAAGACAUUCGAAGAAGAGACGUAUGAAAAUUCUGGUAUGUCAAUUGAAAAUAUAUCCGACAACCAAGAACGCUACGAAGUUCUGGAAUUUAGAGACGUUGAUGGAAAGAAAAACAGAGCAGGAAAAAGUGAAGAGGAACUUUAUGUGAAUACUGCUUUCAGAAAUUAACUGAUGCCUCUAUUGUAAAAUAUAUGUUAUUUUGAAGACAUUACGAACAACACUGAGGCUUGCUUUCUUCACUGAAAAAUCACAAGACACUUUCUGCAGAAGAAUGAGAAGUAUUCAAUAAAUGAAGGACAUUAUUGCUGUUACAUAUGUUUAUAUUAGAAUAUAUCUAUAUUAGAAUAUAUCUAUUAUAUAUAAUAAAGUUUCAAAACAUUCUGUUUAUCACAUAAUCAAUCUUUAUUCAGACACCAGUCCUUUGACGGGACGCCAUAUCAUUGUUAUUGUAUAAUAAUUAUUAUGAGCUGCGUACUCCCGUAGCGCUUUAUUGUUAAUAUUUUUGUAAUUUUGGUUAGGUAACUGAUUUUCGUUUGAAGAUUUGAGACAGAUGAUUAAAUGCAUCACUUGCGUAAUGAAAACUUGGUCCAUUGUAUAUAUAAAACUGAUAAUGUUGACAUUAAAUUCACUCUCAGAACUCUAGAAAUUGAUUUUGUAUUCUGAGUUUUAAUUUCGAAAUAGAUAAAUGGCAAGAUUCAAUUCCGAGACGUCCCAUUUUUAUAAACUUUGACACAGAUCCGUAUAUCCUUUUGCAUAUUUUAUAUCUCUUCUGUUUAAACAGGUAACAUGAUAUAAAAUUAAACAUUGUCUUUUGUCGCUUCUUCGUGGAAGAUACACAAGGGUCAGUCGAUAUAUAAUGUACACAUUGCUGUAAAUUCUUAACAAUCGUGGGCAAAUCAGAAGUUAAAUGCAGAAGUUAAACCUGCUCAUAAAUAGGUUAAAUAUGAACGUUUGCAUUCAAAUAGCCACACCCCUGAAAUAAUUCUCACUUUCGAAAAGAAAACAAAUUGAAUACAAAAUGUGAUACUUUUACAAACGACUGCGUCGCUUAGCAACGAAAACAAUACACGUAGUUUUGGGUGAUGUAUUAACUGAUUUUUUAAACAUAAUGCUACCAAACAAAUGUGCAAAUCAACAUGUCAUUUGAAGCUGCUGUUAUCAAAACUUAAUAAUACAAUUUUGGUCAUUUCUAAUACUUAGGUAGAUUUGACAAUAUCGCUACCACGGAUCUCCUUUCGUGUAUACAUGUGUUACACCAAACAGUCCAAACGAAAUAUUUGUGUAUGGAAUUUUAUCAUACUUGCUCCAUAAUGUUUGUUUGGCAGAGUCUAAUACUUUUUGUAUUAUGCUACGUGGAAACCAUAUGUAGACGACAAUGUUAGAAAUCAAAUCUCUGACAUUUUAUUUCUAGUGUAUUUUGUUGCUUUUGCUUUUAUAGAAACCACAAAGGAAAGGUAUUAGAAGACUACUACCUUUAUUCUUGACAAAAAAAAAAAAAAAAAAAAAAAAACAAAAAAAAAAAAAACGGAAAUAAACCCAAUACAUCGAAUCCUGAUCAUAAAGAUUUAUUUUGUACACUCAAUCUACAACUAUGAAUAUAUGUUUACUGAGCUAUAUGUUAUUGAAAGAAAUGUUCGAUAUGGGAUACCUUACAGUAAUAAAUCAUUAUCCAAUA